This is a messenger RNA of Symbiodinium natans, 423 nucleotides long. Lineage: Eukaryota; Dinophyceae; Suessiales; Symbiodiniaceae. The record is from the annotation of a GenBank genome assembly.
AUGUCUCACGCGAUAUCUUUCAAGGUCCGGAGGUGGGUUCCGGCGCUCACAAAAAUUGAAGAUGACACGCUGGUUCCCGUGCCACUUAUGGACUUGUUCCAGCUCCUUGACCCUCCAUCGCGCAGGUCUGCUGCCAAGCUGCCGGCCUUGCCGUUCAGUUUGGACCCAGCAGUUGCAGAGGUAAUACCACUCAUAGAUGGUGCCCAGGGCUUGGAAGCCAACUGGAAGCUGCCAGACUGGCUGGAACCGGGUUGGACCAACACACAGCCACUGCACCAGGUAAGCAGCGUCCAAUGCAUAGCACGCAGCUGUGCGCUAAGAAGUGACUAUGCCGCGUUCUCAGUUUUAUCUGCUCGACAGUCGUCGGAGUCGUUGCAUGAUACACGUGUGUCAGUAAGAACCAAUGCCGCAAGGUUGUCAUGA